This is a messenger RNA of Gasterosteus aculeatus aculeatus (three-spined stickleback), 4135 nucleotides long. The record is from RefSeq and is a predicted model, not a curated record. NCBI's taxonomy places the organism in Eukaryota, Metazoa, Chordata, Actinopteri, Perciformes, Gasterosteidae.
GUUCAUCCUCAUCCCUCUGUCUUCUCCGCAGGCUCCAGCCCUCCGUCUGAACCCCCCCACGAAUCACACCAGCCAGGUCUGAUGCCCCCCGCGAGACCUGAAGAGCAUUAGACUGCUGCCACACUUCUUCCUGCUCUGUGCUGAGGGGGGGGGGGGUAACUUUACUGAUGUCCUGCUGGGGGGAGUUGAAGCCUUUUACCUCCUUGCAGCAAAAAGAUAAAAGUCGGAUGAAAAACUAAAAGAAACCGCUCAGAGAUCGUUGCCCACCUUCACUGAGCCGCGACACGUGCCCCCCCCCCCCCCCCCGGAAUCCCCCCUCCAGGCAGCCGCCGCUGAUGGAGGCCCACCAACACUCCCCAGAGAGCAGCAGUGAGGAGUGCACCGUCCUGGAGGCGCCCGGCAAGAACGCCUGCCCCCGACACGCAGGGAAGGGGGCCGAGCUGUUCUGUUCGGCCUGCGAGGUUGCGCUGUGCGAGGACUGCGUGCCGGACCACGAGGAGCACCCUAAGGUGCCCCUCAGCCGGGCCCUGGAGCAGCACCGCAGCAGCCUGCAGGAGAGGCUGGGGGGGGUCCAGAACAGACUCCCUCAGAUUUCAGACGCCCUGUCCUUCGUUAAAGAGAUCCACCAACAGCUGACCAAUCAGAGAGCUUCCAUCGAAGAGGACAUCCAGUCGAGCUUCGAGGAUCUGCACAAGCAGCUGGAUGUCAGGAAGAGCGUUCUGCUGAUGGAGCUGGAGGUCACGCACGGCCUCAAACAGAAGGUCCUCCAGGCCCAAGUGGACAGCCUGGUCCGCGGAGAGGGGGACCUGGAGGCCUCCUGUUCCCAGGCGGAGGAGGCUCUGGCCGGGGAGGCGUGCGUGGCGAGCCUGCAGGCCGAGCAGGAGCUGCAGGAGAAGCUGGGCGAGCUGGCCGGACUCGGCCUGCCGUGUCAGCCGGAGGAGAACGACCAGCUGGAUCUGCUGCUGGAGACGGACGGGCUGAGGAAGUCGAUACACAACCUGGGGACCAUCGUCACAACCAGUGCGGUGGCGUGCCAGAGCGAAGCCAUGGGUGCUGGCCUGGAGCAGUGCAUUGUGGGACACCCUGCCUCGGUUACCGUGGUGACAAGAGACAAGUCAGGGGGAGCCUGCAAGACCGGCAACGCGAUCCUGUCAGCUGAGGUCUUCACCCCCGAUGGAAGCAUAGUGGACGGUGAAAUAGUGGACCACAAGAACGGGACUUAUGAGUUUGUGUACACGGUGCCGAACGAGGGCGACUUCUCGUUGGCUCUCCGUCUGUACGAUCAACACAUCAAGGGAAGCCCCUUCAAACUGACCAUCAACAGGGUCUCGGAAGCAGAGUCGAGGUGGGUGUCCCCCUCCACCACCACGGCAACCAACUCGGCGGCCUACGCCACCCCGUCCACCGGCUCCUCCGAGGGGGCGAAGAGACGAGGAAAGUCCCCCGGCCAGAAGAAGAAGGGCUCCAAGAGGGCCAGCAGCGCCCUGGGGACCCCGCGGCGCAAGACCCAGAACCCCAUCGAGGACGACCUCAUCUUCCGGAUUGGAACGAAGGGGAGGAACAAAGGAGAGUUCACCAACCUCCAGGGAGUGGCGGCCUCCUCCACGGGCAGGAUACUGAUAGCCGACAGCAACAAUCAGUGUGUUCAGAUUUUCUUAAAUGAGGGGGAGUUCAAGAGUCGCUUUGGCGUGCGGGGGCGGUCGCCAGGGCAACUGCAGCGUCCCACGGGCGUGGCCGUGCACCCCAGCGGGGACAUCAUCAUCGCCGACUACGACAACAAGUGGGUCAGCAUCUUCAACAGCGAGGGCAAGUACAAGGCGAAGCUGGGCUCCGGUAGGCUGAUGGGGCCGAAGGGCGUGUCCGUGGACCAGAACGGUCAUGUGAUCGUGGUUGACAACAAAGCGUGCACUGUCUUCAUCUUCCAGCUGACCGGCAAGCUGGUCACCAAGUUUGGUAGUCGAGGCAACGGGGACAAACAAUUUGCAGGUCCACACUUUGCAGCAGUGAACAACAACAAUGAGAUCAUCGUGACUGACUUCCAUAACCACUCUGUCAAGGUUUUCACCCUUGAGGGAGAACUGGUGUUGAAAUUCGGCUCUAACGGGGAAGGAAAUGGCCAGUUCAACGCCCCCACCGGAGUGGCUGUGGACGUCAAUGGAAACAUCAUCGUAGCUGACUGGGGCAACAGUAGAAUUCAGGUGUUUGACGGCAGCGGCUCCUUCCUCUCCUACAUCAACACGUCGGCGGACCCCCUGUACGGACCCCAGGGCCUGGCCCUGACCUCCGAUGGACACGUGGUGGUGGCCGACUCCGGCAACCACUGCUUCAAAGUCUACCGCUACCUGCAGUGAUGGAGGCCUGGGCGGAGAGGCAGAGAGGCGGAGGGGAGGAAGGGAAGACGGGAAGAAGGAAGGGGGCAGGUGUUGGAGAAGAGAGAUAUGGUGGAAUUACAACUCGACUUGGAUGGAAGGACGGGUGGAGAGGAAGCAGGGACGCAAAGAGAAGAAUUAGCCACAAAUACAUCAUCAGACCACAAUGAAGUUUUGACAACUUUUCGAAAAAGCAUCAUUAGAGUAUUCGUCUAAAGAUGAAACAGGAUGAGGGAGAUGGUGCUUUGAACUAAAGGAGGACGAGAUCAUCGGAUGAGGACAGAACGAUGGAGCUCGUCAAAACUGAGACAUAUCGCGGAGAGACCAAUGAGUGACGCUGAUUCUUGAUGUCUGUCAAAAAGUCUCUUUCUCCCAGCUUGACGUUUAAAAUAAGUUGAAGGGAACGAAAAGCUUUGAAGAAUAAGUGAAGAGCAAAUAGAGGUUACAAAAGGACACGACACCAACGUCCUGGGAAACCACCGCUUCCCAAACACACCUGAGUGGAUGGAGGGUGAAGACAUCGAGAAGGUAGAAGACGUCCUCUGAGUGUAUGAAUUAAGAUUGUUUUGUAAUGUUCUGCUUUCUUAUGUUGGAUGUAACACGUAUGUAAAUACUGGUCAGCGAGCUGAACGAGGUCCACGUCUUAGUUUCACAUCAUUUCUCAUCCCAGGUGAUUACCACACAUUUCCUGCAUGGCUUUUUCACCAUAAAACUACGUCUGCGCACAAAGUGAUGAGCGGUGACCGACUCUCGGAGGGGGUCGUGGCGCCCAGCAGGGAGUCUGAGUUCACCUGUACAUCAAACUGCAUUGUUUGUUAUUGGACUAAGACAUUUCAGGCUGGUGCCCAUUGAUUGUACAUCGUCUGAAUAAGGAAUGUUUCUUUACUUUCUUUCCGUGAGCUCGUAUACUUAAACUCUGAGCCAACAGGUCCAACAUUUUGAUUGGCUGCUUGUCAGCGACCAGCAGCAUGAUGCUCGGUUCAAUAUUUCUUCCUGAGAAAUUGGAUGCAAGGAGGGAAAAGAAAUCUCUGAAUCUACUUUUGUGAGAGUACCUUUACUAAUGUUAUUGUAGAAUGUUGGAAUCAGGAACAAAGGGACAAAGAAUGUUUUUCAUUGAUUUUCCCACGUCUCACACACACGGAAGGACACGAGACGUCACAGAGCAUUCAAACAGGUACUUGGCAAGAAAAGCAUUUAAAUGAGUCCCGGAUGUUUGUGGCGUCCUGUCAAGUUUACAGGUGAUCGAACAGUAAACCUGAUGGAUGUUAUUACUUCUACUCAUUUAUUUUUAGCCAUUGUGAUCCUCAUAACUUGAUUGUGUCCCACCGUGUGCAUCGGAGUUCUCAAGUGCCCAUUAUAUUUCUUCUUUUGUACAUUCUGUCUGUUGCGUUGGAUCGAAAUACGAUUGUUAGUGUUUGAUACGUUUUAUACCGUUUCGAGUGGACAAAUCUACAUUUCCAGUUUGGUUUCAUCGUUUUUUUUGUCAAAUGAAAGUUGCUAUUCCGUGGAGGCAAAAGAAUCCAGCUAGCCAGUUAGCCUGUUAGCCAGUUAGCAGGUAACGCUGGUUAUCAUUAGCAUUUUGACCCCAGCCAAAGGAGGCCUGCAGACAUGGAGCCAUUGGGGCCACACGGUGUUCAGACGCUGCAGCAAAGUCCUCAGUCGUUGUUUCGAUGCUGAAUGCAAACGUCGCUCAGCAAAGACAAAUCAGAAUAAUAACAAGUGCAUGUUCAAUGAAAAAAUAAUAAACUACAAUGAAAGCUGCCAGA